AUGGCGGUGGCAACUCCUUCGUCUUGUGAAUUUGCUGUGCUGCUAGCAACUGAUGAACCAGUACAGGUAGCUGUGGCAGUGGAGCGUCCCAUGUUAUAUGCUUCUGCUGUGGCGUCCGCUUUUGCUGAGCCAGCAGUGUUUACAUUUGUGGUGGCGACUCCUGCGUCGUGUGCGUGUGAUGUUGCGUACCCAACUGAUGAGCCAGCGGUAUUUAACGUGGCCGUGGCGACUCCUGCGUCGUAUGAGUGCGCUAUGACGGUGGCUACUGAUGAGCCGGCAGCAUUUACCGUAGCCGUCGAGGUACCCCUACCAUAUGUCAUUGCUGUUGCGGUGGCGACUGCUGAACCCGAAGCUAUUGCUGUAGCAACAUGUGGUCCCGUGCCUUGGCCACCCAUCACAGCAGUAGUGACUACUGGGCUAGAGCCAACUGCUUUGACGGUGACGCCUAUCUCGCCAUUUCUGUUAUCUGUAAUGAAUAUGUAA
Molecule: messenger RNA, 483 nt
Organism: Parnassius apollo (apollo)
Lineage: Eukaryota; Metazoa; Arthropoda; Insecta; Lepidoptera; Papilionidae
Source: the annotation of a GenBank genome assembly